Messenger RNA from Mobula hypostoma (lesser devil ray), 3368 nucleotides. It is a transcript of the gene ikbkb, whose product is annotated as inhibitor of nuclear factor kappa B kinase subunit beta. Lineage: Eukaryota; Metazoa; Chordata; Chondrichthyes; Myliobatiformes; Myliobatidae. Gene Ontology annotation, cellular component: IkappaB kinase complex; cytoplasm. The coding region runs from base 144 to 2384 and encodes 746 amino acids. Gene Ontology annotation, biological process: positive regulation of transcription by RNA polymerase II; peptidyl-serine phosphorylation; tumor necrosis factor-mediated signaling pathway. Gene Ontology annotation, molecular function: IkappaB kinase activity; ATP binding. The transcript is spliced from 22 exons. The record is from RefSeq and is a predicted model, not a curated record.
CAGGCUCCGGUGGUCACGUGACGGCAGCACCCGGAAGUGGUGAGACGGGCCGGGGAGUGUGUGGAGGAGGGAGAGGGGUAACGCGGCUCCUCGACCCCAGCGCAGCAAGGUAUCGGCACGCCGGUGUCUCCGGAUGAGCGAAGAUGAGUCGACCGCCUUCCUCGCAGAACCUGAUGUGCGGAGCGUGGGAGAUGAAGGAGCGUCUGGGUACAGGCGGAUUUGGGAACAUCAACCGAUGGAGUAAUAAGGAAACCGGGGAGCAGAUUGCCAUCAAGCAGUGUCGGCAGGAGUUGAGCGCCAGGAACCGAGAACGCUGGUGCCUGGAGAUCCAGAUCAUGAAACGGUUAAACCACCCAAAUGUGGUGGCCGCGCGGGAUGUUCCUGAGGGAAUGCAGAAACUCUCCCUCAAUGACCUGCCCCUGCUGGGAAUGGAAUACUGUGAAGGAGGUGACCUCCGUAAGUUCCUGAACAAGUUUGAAAACUGCUGUGGCAUGCGGGAGAUGCCAAUCCUCGCCCUGCUCACUGACAUCGCCUCCGCCCUCCGGUACCUGCACGAGAACAGGAUCAUUCACCGAGACCUGAAACCAGAGAACAUUGUGCUGCAGCAGGGGGAACAGCGCUUAAUGCACAAAAUUAUCGAUCUGGGUUAUGCCAAAGAGCUAGAUCAGAACAGCCUGUGCACGUCCUUCGUUGGAACAUUACAGUACCUGGCACCAGAGCUCCUGGAACAGAAGAAGUACACGGUGACGGUGGACUACUGGAGCCUGGGGACGCUGGCCUUCGAGUGCAUCACCGGAUUCCGGCCCUUCCUUCCUAACUGGCAGCCCGUGGCCUGGCACAGCAAGGUGAAACACAAGGGCGAUCGGGACAUCAUGGUGGCCGAAGACAUGAACAUGGAAGUGAAGUUUUCAAGCCAACUCCCUCAACCCAACAACCUGAACAGUGAGCUGGUGGGUCCCAUGGAGCGGUGGCUGCAACUGAUGCUGACGUGGAACCCAAAGGAGAGGGGCACCGACCCUGUCCACGGGCCGAACGGUUGCUUCAAGGCGCUGGACGACAUUCUGAACAAGAAGUACGUGCAGGUCCUGGACAUGAAAUCGGGAGUUGUCCACACCUACCCAGUCACUCCCGAGGCCAGCCUUCAGUGCCUACAGCAAUGGAUCGAAGACACGGCCAACAUUCCGGCCUACAACCAGGAGCUGCUGUUGGAGACGGGUACUGCCAUAGACCCCCGGAAACCUGUGAUCCAGUGUAUGCCAGACAAUAGGCCGUGCGAAGGGAAGAAGGCGGAGCCGACCAUCAUUUAUCUCUUCGACAAGAGCACCAGCACCUACGACGGGCCCGUCCUGGUCCCCAAGCAGCCAGAUGCCGUCAGCUUCAUUCUACAGGACCCGAAGAGGAUGCUGCCCUACGUGCAGCUGCGGCGAGCCUGGGGGCAGAGCUGGGACCUGAUCCGCAACAUGAAGGAGAACUGCGUCCGGCUCCAGCAGGGACAGAGGGCUGCCAUGAUGAGCCUGCUGCGAUGCAACAGCACUCUGUCCAAGAUGAAGACCACCAUGAUGUCCCUGUGCCAGCAGCUGAAGGCCAAGUUGGACUUCUUCCGCGUCAGCAUUCAAAUCGACUUGGAGAAGUACAGCGAGCAGAUGGCUUUUGGGAUCACCUCCGAGAAAAUGAUUACUGCCUGGAAUGAAAUGCAGAUGAAGGCAGAAGGUUGUGGAAGGAUGAAUGACGUCAGCAGUCUAGACGAGCAGUCGAUGGCACUUCAGACAGACCUGGUCGAUCUACAGCGAAGCCCAUCAGCACGGCGACAGGGCGAGCCUCUGGAGGGCCUAGAGGAAGAGGCCAUGGAACUGUAUCGCAAACUCAGGGAAAGACAAAGAGAGCAGCGGACCAAUGGAGACAGCCAGGCAAUGGUGCGCAUCCUCCAGCAGACCCUGCAGAGUUUUGAUGCCAAGGUGAAGGAUAUCUACUCGCACCUCAGUAAGACGCUGGCCUGUAAGCAGAAGGUGAUCGACCUACUACCAAAGCUGGAGAGGGUCCUGCAGCUGAUGACCGAGGACGAGAAGCUGGUGAUGAAACUUCAGGAGAAACGGCAGAAAGAGCUCUGGCACCUGCUGAAGAUUGCCUGUAGUAAAGUCCGAGGCCCGGUGAGUGGAAGUCCGGAGAACAUCAGUGCCAACCGCCUGUCUGCCCCCAGCCAAUCCAUCUCCCCUCCACAUGCCAUCUCAAGCAUGGAGAAGUCAAGAAAUGGCGAGGAGUCGCUUCUGAUGAUUGAAGAAAGUCAGAACUAUCGCAGUCAGCUUCUAAGUGCCAUGCAAGAGACAAUUCAGGACCGGGAGAAUUCCUUACAGUCUCUGGAUUGGAGUUGGCUUUCCAGCCAUUGAGGAAGAGGACAGUGGAUUUGAACACCUUUGAUUAGCUGUGAACAUCUUGCAGAAUAAGCCAUGCCUUCCCGUCAUCAGUGAGUGUGAUACAACAACCCUCGCUUUGGAAAGAACACAAACCAGCCACUGUUCCUCUGUUGGUGAUGAGUAUGAACAAGCUGCCUCAUGGACGACUAUCUGGUCCUGUGUCCCAAUCCCUCUGUGCUCACAGGAUUAGGAAGGGAAGGAACCAAUCACCUCCCAGGAACAACCUUGUCUAUUUCUGCGCUUGCUCUGUUUGCCACAGUGUGUUUUGUGGACCAUCUUGUGUGGGGUGGGGGCGCUGGUGGGAUUGGGAGUGCGGAGCUACACAGGGGGGAAGACACCUGAUUCAAGAUUAUUUCUCAUACUGUGGGAGGGUUGGUAAUAAAAUGCUUCGUUUGAAUAGGAUCCAGGCGCCAAUGAUCAAAACUGCAGCCAAAUGGAGCACAUAAUGGAUACUCUGCAUACAUUUUAUUGAAUAAAUAAAAUGCCUUUAAAAGUGCCUUAUUAAAGUGGAGACACCAUCUGUAUGCAACUUUGUAAUUUUGCUGUUGUGACUAAACAGAGCAACACAUACAAAAUGCUGGAGGAACUCAGCAGAUCAGACAGCAUCUGUGGAAGUCAAUAAACAGUCGACAUUUUGGACCGAGGCCGUUCAUGAGCACCUGGGCGCUGUAUUCAUUUCCACCAAUGCUGUCUGACCUGCUGAGUUCCUCCAGCAUUUUGUGUGUUGCUCUGGAUUUCCAGCAUCUGCAGAAUCUCUGGUGCUUAUAACCAAAUAGAGCUGCCUCUUGCUGCUACGCCUGGACAGGUUACUGAGGUCCUGCUGGUUUCUGGAUAAUGUGCCGACAUAAAAUUUUAUCUUUUGUGGGGUCGAUAGGAGAGUGAGAGUCGAUGAUUCAAGCCUUCACCGGUAUGAUUCAGAGUAAUUAAUUUUAUUUGUACACAGAAAAUAAAUGUUGA